This is a messenger RNA of Medicago truncatula (barrel medic), 1024 nucleotides long. Its product is annotated as transcription factor MYB14. Bases 200 to 952 code for a protein of 250 amino acids. The transcript has 3 exons. Lineage: Eukaryota; Viridiplantae; Streptophyta; Magnoliopsida; Fabales; Fabaceae. The record is from RefSeq and is a predicted model, not a curated record.
UUCUUUCAUAAAAAAACGUGAGUGAGUAACUCACAAGAGGAGAUACGUACUACUUAUAGACAUUAGACAUAUAGAUGAUAUAUGUCUCUCUGUGCUUCGAUUGUUCUCUCUAAGAUUAUUAUAUAUAGAUCUAACGGCACUCAUACUAAGAAUUGGUAGGAGUAAGACAAGCUAUUACCAACCAGACUCUAUAGAGAAUAUGGUGAGAACCCCUUAUUGUGACAAAAAUGGACUAAGGAAAGGCACAUGGACACCCGAGGAAGACAAAAAGUUGAUUGCUUAUGUAACUAGGUAUGGCUGUUGGAAUUGGCGACAAUUACCUAAAUUUGCAGGUCUUGAAAGGUGUGGGAAGAGUUGUAGACUAAGGUGGUUGAACUAUCUAAGGCCAGAUAUCAAAAGAGGGAGCUUUAGUCAUGAAGAAGAAGAGACUAUCAUCAAACUUCAUGAAAAAUUGGGUAAUAGAUGGACCAUGAUUUCUGCAAAUUUACCAGGGAGAACAGAUAACGAGAUAAAGAACUACUGGCACACCACCAUAAAAAAGACUCUUGUAAAGAAUAAGUCAAACACCAAACGUGGAACGAAAAAAGCCAAAGACUCAAAUUCAAAAAAUCACCCUACAAUGGAAAAACCCAAGAAACUUGGAGAAAUGUUAGAGAACAACAGUGAUUUCAAUAUUACGAGUCCACCAUCUUCACAACCAUCUACAAGUGCAUCCUCUUGCAUAUCAUUAAUGGACACUGCAGCUACUACUACAAUAUCAUAUGAAAAUUCUUCUCUUUUUGAUGACUAUGACGACCUUCCUUUUAUGGAUGCAUAUGUGAGUGAAAAUUUCUGGACAGAGCCAUAUAUAAUAGACAGUUUAUAUGUCCUUCCAAAUGAAGAUUCUAUAUUACUUGAACAUGAAUACUUUAGUCCUGUAUACGAUGCAGAACUUUGGAGCCAUGGAAAAUAAAUCGUUACUGUAAUGUGGGGGUAUACUCUUUUGAAAAUGUCCCGUAGAUAAUAUAACAUCAUUUGCUUCCUA